AGCCUCAUGGAACGUUUUCUUCUUUCUCUUUCUCUCUCGACGAUCGCGUCACCAACAAAAUACCUCUCUCUCCUCAACAAAAACCAAACUUCAACUCCCAUUUUUCUCUUUUGGGUUCGUCCAACCCUACCCCAAAACCUUGCAUUCCCAAUACAACAAUAUCCAGAGCUCAAAUUUCAGUUUAUGGACAAACAAAUAGAGUUGAAAUUCUUAAGUUCCUUUACGGAACUGGGGUGCAGGUUCCUUUUCAGGAGAUAUACAGGAAGUAGCAUGUGAUCAUGGUGAUAUCAAUCACGGUGGCGAGCAUUCCUGUUCCUCUUAUGAUUGUUAAUGGGGUGGUUAUGUAGAAUUCCCUGGAAAUUUGUUGGUUCUCCAUGUUUUUUAUGGUGGGCAAACAUAAUUAUACAAGUUUAUCUGCUGACUUUAUGGUUUCUAGAGGGAUUUGGUGGUUAUGUCACCUUCAGAAUAUGUCAAUUAAGACACGGGUUGAUGACAUACGAGAAACUGUACACAAUUUUUAGGUUUGGCAAUUCAUUGAGCUAGAUAAAUUGUUAUCUUGAGAAUUGGUUGAAACGACAGGAUAGAGGAUUUAUCUGUUCGAAUUUGUGACUUGAAUGGGUAAUUUACAUUAGGAGAAGGAUAAGCACUGGUUAAAUGUGGAUAGACAUUGGAAUUCAAUCUCUAGUGCUGAAAGUGGUUAUGUUGAGCUAACUAUAUGAUCUUCCACCAUGAGUAAUGAGGAUCCAUGUAAUUCAGGCGAGCAAUAUAAAAAUACGGUGAGUGCUGGUUUAAGUGACAGAAUCUCUUCUGAUAACGAUGUAGACAACAUAUGUGCACAGACUGGUGAAGAAUUUUCAGCUGAUUUCUUACGUGACCGGGUUGCUUUAAGGAGAUUUCCUGUCAUAACAGAUGCAGACCAACACCUGCCAAACAGAUUGGAUUUUAAUAUCAACAACAACAAUAAUAAUUAUCAGCUUGUUUAUGAGGAUCUAAAGCACGUUCUUGGGCUAAGAAGAACAGAUUCUGAUAGCAAUUCUGAACUGUCAGAUAUUGCUUUAACUAGAGGGUAUGCUACUGAAGUGGACAACAGGGCUUAUCCUAAUAAUUUGAACACGUACCAAUGUGAACGUGGCGGUAUCAGACAAGUAUCAAGUACUUUUUCCAAACAACCCUCAGGUAAGUUUUAUGAGGGAAAUUGUUAUGAUCAAGUUAAUUCAGGACCAAAUGCUCCAUCUAUCUAUGUCAUGGAGUCUCCUCUUUCAUGCCAUCCCCAUGGAUCAUUAUUCUCUGAAGGCUCUUUCUAUAAGAAGAUAAAGUUUCUGUGUAGUUUUGGAGGUAGAAUACUGCCAAGGCCAAAUGAUGGGAAGCUCAGAUAUGUGGGUGGAGAAACACGGAUUAUAUCAAUCAGGAAGAACAUCACCUGGGAGGAACUUAUGAGGAAGACUUCUGCUAUUUGCAGUCAAACUCACAUGAUCAAAUAUCAGCUUCCUGGAGAGGAUCUUGAUGCUCUUAUAUCUGUUUGUUCUGAUGAGGAUCUUCAUCAUAUGAUUGAGGAGUAUGAAGAGCUUGAAAGAGCUGGAGGCUCUCAAAGACUGAGGAUUUUUCUCAUACCUUCAAACGAACCUGAGAGUCCAAGUUCCAGUGAAGCAAGAGUCAAUCAUCCAAGUGAUGCAGAUUAUCAUUAUGUUGUUGCUGUUAAUGGUAUGUUGGAUACAAGUUCGCAAAAGAACUCCAGUGGGCUGAGUUUGGCUAGCCUUACAAGCCAGUUUGGAAAUACAUCUGAUUACAACAGUCCACAUCACCGCAGGGACUCAUCCAUGUCUGCUUUUGCUUCAGAGAUGAAGGAUUGCAUCUCAAUCACUUCAAAUUUCACAGGCCUACUCUCAAAACCCAGUCCUCAAUUUUUAACAGCACUGAAUGUAGCAGGCAAGUCAUUUAACCAAACGCCACCUUUAUCUCCCAUUUGUGUACAGCCUAAAGAUCCUAAAAUUUCUAAUGCGCAGCUAGUUAUGGAUAAACCAUAUAAUGUUGUCAAUGAAAGCAGUAUUCCCUUUGUUACAGAAAACAUUCCACGUGACAACUCUUUGUAUGUAGACAAUACCAAUUAUGUUGAUCCAGUUGCAUACUAUAACAAUCCUGCUCAAGGGCCUCACAUGAAUUCCCAUCCUAAAAAUCAAUAUAUAGUGGAGUCUGACCAGGUCAGGAAGCCUAGUGAUAAUUUUCAUCUUCACAGACGGAAUAACAGUAAAGAGUUUAUCCCUUCUGCAUCAUAUAGUCUAACUGAUAUGAUUUUUGAGAGACCUUUAUGUACCAAUGAAGGUUCACAUCUUUUUAACAAGAUCGUCUCUCAUCCUCACGAGUCAUCCAGUUUAUUCUCAGGGUCUGAUAAUAUAGAGGAAUCUCAGUACAGAAUCUUGCAUGCAUGUUCUGACUCAACACUUCAGGAGAAUGAUGAGAACUAUAAAGUUCAGUUGCAAUUGCCCCUUAGUGUUGAGAGAGACAAAUUACCCUCGCCAAAAAAUUCAAGUUCUUUAGAAGAAAGUUCAAUACAUCCUGGAGAGAUAAAUGAUAAAAAACAAAACUUGGCUAAGUAUCAAAAUUUGCCCAUUUUUGGAAUAACUGAUAGUUUCAAGAGUGUGUCAGAUAUUAGUAAAGCGAGCUUGCAAUGUGCAGAUAAAAGCAAUGAUUUAUUUGGCGAAAAUGUUGGACCUAUGUCACAAGAAAGUGUCAUAGAUUUGAAACAUUUACAGUACAUCUACUCCCCACGUGGUGUUGGCUUAUCUUCACCAGAUUUACAAAGUAGCAAAUACAAUGUUUCUACCGCACUGAUUCUCUCUUUAGAAUCCUCAAGAAACCUGAGGGGGCAGUCACAUGGUUUACCAUUCGACCCCACUGCUUCUGAGUUUUCCAUGAGGAGCCAAAAUUCAUCAAUGCAAUAUCAAUAUGGUAUGUCGGAGACAGAAGACAAUCAACUGCUGCCCCCUGGCUCUUUUGAGUUACAACCUAUUGGGUCCCAAACUGACAUAGAGCUCAUAUGCACACAUAUGCAUGUUGCAAUUCAGUAUACAGACCAGGGUUCGUCUUCCCUAAGAGAGGCUGUUAUCCCUGUUGAAGAUCCUGCACGUGACCUGCACCAAAAGGAAGAUAACACAGUCAUUAAGAAACAGUCUUCUGGAUACAUGGAUGAAUUUUGUGUCAACAAGCCAGAAUCAGUAGCUGGUGUCAAGGGAGCAAUUGAUUAUAUUUCUUCAGGUAUCCAGUCAUGCUUAAAAGUUGUCUCAAAUGUAGAUGAAGAGGCUGAAAUUGAAUCUACAUCUUCUGAAAAGGAAGGGAUGGAAUGUGAUGAUACAGAAUCUGAAAGUAAGGAUGCAAAAGCUGAUAGUGGAAACUUCAAUAAGCUUACUGGUGAUACAGCAACUGAUGAACCAGAGUCUGGCAUUUAUGGUUUACAGAUUAUUGAGAAUGAUGAUCUUGAAGAACUGCAAGAGUUAGGAUCUGGAACUUUUGGAACUGUUUAUCAUGGAAAGUGGAGAGGAACAGAUGUUGCAAUUAAGAGAAUAAAAAGUAGUUGUUUCUCCGGUAGAUUGUCAGAGCAAGAGCGGUUGACUAAAGAUUUUUGGAGAGAGGCACAGAUUCUGUCAACUCUUCACCAUCCAAAUGUCGUGGCAUUUUACGGGGUAGUUCCAGAUGGCCCAGGUGGAACAUUAGCAACAGUAACAGAAUACAUGGUGCAUGGAUCACUGAGGAAUGUUCUCAUGAAGAAGGAGAAAGUGCUUGACCGUCGUAAAAGGCUCCAGAUUGCAAUGGAUGCAGCCUUUGGCAUGGAAUAUUUGCAUUUGAAAAAUAUUGUUCAUUUUGAUUUGAAGUGUGAUAAUUUACUUGUCAAUCUGGGUGAUCCUGAACGACCUGUAUGCAAGGUCGGAGAUUUUGGCCUAUCGAGAAUUAAACGCAACACACUUGUUUCUGGUGGUGUCAGAGGAACUCUUCCAUGGAUGGCACCUGAAUUACUAGAUGGUAACAGUUGUAGGGUAUCUGAGAAGGUUGAUAUUUUCUCAUUUGGCAUUGCAAUGUGGGAAAUCUUGACCGGGGAAGAACCCUAUGCUAACAUGCACUGUGGUGCUAUCAUAGGAGGCAUUGUGAAUAAUACGCUGAGGCCUCCUAUUCCAAAACGAUGUGAUUCUGAAUGGAAAAAGUUGAUGGAAGAGUGCUGGAGUCCUGAUCCUGCUGCCAGGCCAUCCUUCACAGAAGUUAAAAAUAGGCUUCGCAACAUGUCAUCCGCACUGCCAAAAAAGAGACAUAAUAUUGGGAAUCGAUGAGACAUACAUUUUUCUUGUAAAUAAUUGAAUACAAAUACCAAAGAUGGUAAAAAAAUGUUCAAAUUGGUUGGCAUUGUUUGUAUAGAAACCGUAGUGUAGAGGUAUAAGCUGGAAAUGAGUAAAAGCCAUUUAUUUAUAUGUUCGCCGGUCUACACUUCGUUAUAUUUUCCUUUGCUACUAGCCGGUAUGUACCAGUGAAAGGCUUAUCCUUAAAAA
Abrus precatorius (Indian licorice) is the source of this 4532-nucleotide messenger RNA. RefSeq lists its product as uncharacterized. Gene Ontology annotation, cellular component: cytoplasm. The coding region runs from base 729 to 4316 and encodes 1195 amino acids. The transcript has 10 exons. Gene Ontology annotation, molecular function: ATP binding; protein kinase activity; protein binding. Lineage: Eukaryota; Viridiplantae; Streptophyta; Magnoliopsida; Fabales; Fabaceae. The record is from RefSeq and is a predicted model, not a curated record. Gene Ontology annotation, biological process: signal transduction; protein phosphorylation.